This is a messenger RNA of Mugil cephalus (flathead mullet), 1080 nucleotides long. RefSeq names its product natriuretic peptide C (gene nppc). Lineage: Eukaryota; Metazoa; Chordata; Actinopteri; Mugiliformes; Mugilidae. Gene Ontology annotation, cellular component: extracellular region. Gene Ontology annotation, molecular function: hormone activity; hormone receptor binding. Bases 123 to 488 code for a protein of 121 amino acids. The record is from RefSeq and is a predicted model, not a curated record. Gene Ontology annotation, biological process: cGMP biosynthetic process; receptor guanylyl cyclase signaling pathway. The transcript has 3 exons.
AGGAGCAUUGGAGUAAAGGACGGACUCAAGCCUCUUGUGUUUAACAGCUGAUUGGCUGAAUCGACCGUCCUUCUUUCUGAACUUCAGCGCAGAGGAAUCCCCAGAAUACAAGACUUGUCAAAAUGAAUUUGUCAUACUUGGUAGCGUGUGGACUUAUGGUCACCCUGCUUUCAGUAAGGAUGGCGGCAAAACCCUUGUCUCAGGCGCAGCAGAAGUCUCUUAAAAGUUUGCUGGGUGAGGAGCUGGCGGAGUUUCUGGAGUCGGAGGAGAGGGAGAGGCGGCUAGACGCUGUGCGCUCUCGGAUACGGUUACUGCGAGAUUUACGCAUGGACACCCGGUCCAGGGGGAUGUGGGCUCGUUUCCUCACCGACCAACCCACAACGAGGAGACACAAAACGGGAAGCAAGAAAGCUGGUUCCACGUCACGGAGUGGCUGCUUCGGUCACAAGAUGGACAGGAUAGGAACCAUCAGUGGAAUGGGUUGCUAGGGCUGCAGCAGCGAUGGGAAGAUCUCUGGACGAUGGGUUUGGACAACAACAUCCGAGUUUGUUCUCACCUGAGGGAAAGAAGAAAAAAAAAGAAAAAAGAAAAACUCAUCAAGUGAAAGAUUUUCGGUACGAAAGUCGCCACGACCAGCGCAGACAAAGACUGGGAUGACAAUGCUACAAAAUCUUCAUAUAAAUAUAUACAGUAUAUAAAAUAAAUAUGCAGGUAUAUAUACAUAUAUACAUAUAUGUAUAGCAUACAAAAAUGGUCAUCAGAUACAAACACAGAGGCAUACUAAAGCGGAAAAAGGUGUAAAAACUACAAACCGCAAAGCUGUAUAUUGUUGCUGCUGCUGCUGCUGCUGCUGUACAUUCAUGUACUUCAUCUUCCCCUGCAUAAAUGUAUUUAUGUUUAAAAAAACUAUUUAUAUGUUUAUAAAAGAGAUAUUUAUAAAUAUGAGUUUUAUUUAUGUAACAUUUUGAAAAUGGAUGCAAACUGCAGGUCAAUUCUGUUUGUUACCUUUUUCUUUCGUCUUAAAUAGUUGUAAAUGUUUUCAAAAAUGAUAAAAAAAAGAACAUUCCAUGUGCACUUACA